Boeremia exigua is the source of this 1331-nucleotide messenger RNA. RefSeq lists its product as uncharacterized. Lineage: Eukaryota; Fungi; Ascomycota; Dothideomycetes; Pleosporales; Didymellaceae. Bases 1 to 1104 code for a protein of 367 amino acids. The record is from RefSeq and is a predicted model, not a curated record. The transcript is spliced from 3 exons.
AUGAUUGACUCCGGCGACAAGGCUACUCAACUCGCCGGCACGGUAAUCGCUCUUGCAACUAUCGCAUACGUAGCGCUCGCUCUACGCAUGUAUACAAGAAUUUGCAACAGGUCUUUUGGUGUUGAUGAUUGGAGUAUGGCAGCUGCAGCUGUGAGGCAAUCCACUACACCUCGCUCGCAGAAGAUAGUGCUGACCCUCCAGAUCCCCUUCACUGGGUUGACGGUCGCCUGCAUUGGAGGUGCAUACAACGGUAUUGGUACUCAUCAGGACCGAUUGAGUAAGCUCGAGACAAUGAAGGGCAUGCAAUAUUUCUUUUUCUUCGAAGUGUUCUAUUGCGCGGCCAUCAUUCCGAUCAAACUGAGCAUCUCUUUCAUGCUGGUGCGCAUUGCAUCCAACAGGAUCAAGUACACGUACAGCCUCUACGCCGUCUCGGCGAUGUUCACAGCGAUGAACCUGAUUGCUAUGCUGUACAUAAUCUUCCACUGUCUACCAGUGCAGUACGCCUGGGACACCACAAUCAAAGGCGGGAAGUGCAACCCCGCGCAGACUUUGGCAGACAUCUACUACGCAACAACUGCUGUCAACAUCGCUACAGACUGGUUCUGUGCUCUGCUGCCUAUACCACUACUCUGGAACGUCCAACUAAACCGCAAUGCCAAGCUCUCUGUCGGUAUCAUACUCGGUCUCGGUGCACUAGCCAGUCUAUCGGCCUGCGUCCGUCUCGUCUACACGGUAAACCUUACCCAUUCCAACGAAUUCCUCUACGGCAUCUCCGACGUUGUGCUGUGGGGCUACGCAGAGAACGGCGUCGGCAUGAUCGUCGGAUGCGUCGCGACUCUACGACCUCUGUUCCGCCGCGUAUUCAACCUUGGCGGUGACACAGCACCGAAUAACACCCCGAGUCAGAGUUAUGCAAAGAAAUCGACGAGACCUCGGGGCAACGAUGAGGAGUGGGUUGCGCUGAGUGAUUCGAAGAUGGCAAGUGUGGUGCAGGGGAGGAUAGUGCCGGAUUCGAGCAGUGAGGAAUGCAUCUUGAACGAUGGUGUCAAGGUUACCAGCACGGUAGAACAGGAUGUUGAAGUUAAGAGCAAGUGGGAGGAUUGAGCUCGUGUCUUGGUCACUGCCUAUGGUACCACCACUUGUUGUGUAAGCUUCUGACGUGCCUAGAUCAAAAAGGACUGCGUACUAUUGGAAUACGCGUUGAGAUAUGUAACGAAUACUCUACUCUCCAUAUAUCGACCAGCCUCCAGAAGCGCUUUGUCAGUAAAGUCUAUGUGCCAAAUACAGCGUCUCGUGUGAAGCUGUUCAGAGCUCGCUGACACUCUCCAUCG